This is a messenger RNA of Symbiodinium sp. CCMP2592, 1527 nucleotides long. The record is from the annotation of a GenBank genome assembly. NCBI's taxonomy places the organism in Eukaryota, Dinophyceae, Suessiales, Symbiodiniaceae.
AUGGGUGUGCCCUCGAUCUUCGCUGAUGUCGGAUGGUACAUAUGGAUUUUGGCGGGCUCUCCUGGUGCCGAUCUCCGAAUUGUUGGGCUGGUACGGAUCGAUGAUUUCUGCUGGCGCCGAUCGAGGUACGGUCUGAUGAUUGGCUAUGAAAAAGGCCUUGCUUUCUCGCAGUGUCUGGAUAUUAAGAAUGAGAUCGUGGAAAAUGAGACGGAGCUCUACACCUCCAUCCUGGAGGCCAAUGACUACCAGGAGAGAAGGGUCACGGAGCUGUGCAAGCUGAACAAUGUGCGAGCCGAAAAGAUGCAACGGCUGCUGAAGCAGGGGAAGGCUCCGGUGGUGUUUUCCUUCGUGAACCUCCGGGGCGGAACCAUCGGCCGGGAUGAGGUCGAGGACGACUGCAACGCGAAGCUGGUCGCGAGGCUCCUGACGACCCUAGGCUUGAGGAUACCCACGUCUGCCGAGACGAAAGCAGCCCUUGAGAACGUCGCCAGCGAUCGCAAACUUCUGGGAAAGAAGUGUUCUGAUGCAGCCCGCGAGGCGUGGGCGAAAACCGAGGGGGACUUGCACAGGGCCCUGAUGUCGCACGUCAUGGACCGCAGCCGCCGUAACUCUGACACCAGGACCGGCAGCAAGAACAUGGGCCUUCUCAAGAAGCUGGUGAACACUUUGCAAGAAGAAAAAGAUCAGGAGAGAAAGAUUCCUGUGGAAGACCCCAAUCGGCUGCCGACCAGGGAGUGGGGAGACUUCUCGGAAGGCUCAGGACCCGCUGAGUACUUGGACGACGAGGACAUGGCCGACCACGCUCAGGAGGGCGGUGAAGAAGAGGAGAUGGAUAAUGAUGCAAUCAUUCCGGACCCCGACGACCCUACCGGCUUCCCAAAGACCCCUUGCAAGCCCCAUGCCCCGCCGACGCCGGUGGACAGCGACACCGAGGCAGCUGCAGCCGAAGAAGCCUUAGGAGAAGAAGCCGAAAAGAAUGCCGAUGCCCAGAAGGAUUGCUUCGGGGCGGUUGGAUCGGUUUUAAUCGUGCUCUGGCAGGUGCAGCAGAGGAUCCGGAAUGCCGCCACCUUGUCGGAGGUGCAGACAGACGAGGCAGUGCAAGGGCGAGGCAAUCCACGCGGUCGCGGCCGUGGCCGCCGUGGCCGUGGUCGUGGACGAGGCCUCGCAAGGGGCAGCAAGGACGACCAGGCUGUCAAGGCCGAGGACGACGAUCUCGAUGCAGAGGACGAGAAGGCCACGAAUGAGGUACUUUUGGAGGAGGCGGAGGACAAGCCGAAGAACAAAGCGAAGGCAAAAGCAAAGGGACAAGCGAAGAAGGAGCCGAAGGCGAAAGCAAAGGGACAAGCAAAGAAGGAGCCGAGGGCCCAGGAGAAAGUGGAAACGCCCGCCAGUGUGGAGGAGGACUGUCUGUGGCUUGCAAUGUCCAGUUUUACAAAUAAGCUCGAAUCGAAGCCAACAUCGUCCAGGCAUGCAAGCGAGUCACGUCGCUCAGUGCCUACCAGAAGGACCAAUAAAAAUAAUUUAUAA